AUGGGUGACCAAAUGCAGCAGAACUUUCUAGCAAUGCUUGCUGCGCAAGCAGUCAAUCAAAAUAAUAUGCCUAUGAAUUUACUCUUCCCAAAUAUGAACUUUCCUCCGGCAAAUGCAUUAGAUAUGUUGCUUUGGAAUAAUGUAAUGCAGUUAUCACAGCCUGGAUUUUUUGUCCCACAGCAGCAACUACCGCAAGAAUCAUUUGAAGAAGUAUUGCAUAGAAUGGCUGGUGUUAGUUCAACAUCAGCCAGUAUUUCAGGUAGUGGUAAUCAACAGACUGCUGCUGAAGUUGACAGUAGAGAAUCAUCAUCUCAACCUAUAGGUUAUUCAGUAUCUGACAUAGCUUCCACUUCUACAACAAACUUAGGUCUUUUAAAUAUUGAUCCAGAUUCACCUACAAAAGGUUUAGAACCGGGUGAAAUACCUAAACGCAGAGAUAACAACCGAUCGAGAAAUGGUAUCUCUUCUCUACCUACAAAUCAAGUACCGUCGACUUCAGGGAUUUCAUUAAAUUCAAAUAUUCUGGAAGCAUCAGCGCGUUGCUAUGCAGCAUUGGCUGCCUCAGCUUCUCAACAGCAGCAACAACAACAGCAACAACAACAACUGCAACAAAACGAAAUUUUAGCUGCAGUAUUGCAAAAUGCUGCUAAUUUUGAACGAGCUCGAUUUGCAGUUGCAAACACGGUUACUCCUUCCAUUCGUCAGGGCAGUAGUAAUACGUGUGUUAACAGUGUUGGUAAUCCUUCUUUGAAGCGAAUCACAACAGCUCAUCAGCAUGUUUCGAAUACAAGCUGUAAAAAAGAAGACAAUUCUCGCGCAUCUGGCUCGCUACCAGCUUCAUCUACAUCAUCUCGAUUAAACGAGUCGCCUUUGGAUUUAUCGUUUCGUAAGUCGAAGAGUGGAUCAAAGGAGCGUGGACGUAGUUUUGCUGAUCACGCAAGCGGUGUAGAUUCUGAAAGUUCAAGAAAGCGUACUCAAGUAGAUGCAUCUUUGAUACGCAUACCACUUAAAUCUGGCUGGAGACGCCAGACUUGUAUACGCACAAUAAGUGCUAGUGGUGUAAGAGGUGACGUUAUUUAUUAUGCACCAUGUGGUAAAAAACUUGGUUCAUAUGCUGAAGUAACACGAUAUCUUACAAAAAAGAAUAUCAAAAAUAUUGGCAGAGAAAAUUUUAGCUUCAGUUGCAAAGUUAUUGUUGGUGAAUACAUUUUAUUUAAAGAUGACAAAGAUGGUUCUAAGGUUCCUGAUAGAGUAUCAGAAGAGAAGAUUCUGGCUGAAAUAGCUAAUUGUUCUGCUACUAAUACUGUUCGUAGAUCAUCUGGUGCUCAUGUUAAAGCACCAAGUUCUUUAGCAGGGACUGAUCAGUCAUCAACGUUCGUUUCAGCAGUUGAUAAAAAUUCAAUGAAAUUAAUGGAAGAAGCUACUCUUCGACAGUUACAUCGACAGUUAUUGCGUCGUCAAGGAGAACAACAUAUGUAUGCUCAGUUAUUACUUUCCUUGUGUCAGGGUCAGCAACUGCAGCAGCGUCAUCUUCAGUUACAGCAGCAGCAACUGCCUUUGAUAACAACGGGAGAUUUGCUCGAGAACCAGAAAUCAAGAAACCUAAGUGCUGGAGCUGUCAAUAUUGCUGUUAUAUCCACUUCUACCACUAUUUCUACUUCAGCAACUACUACUACCACUGCUGUUCCUACAGUGAUCAUUCCAAAUACUGGUGCAGUUGAAACGAAGCCGACUAAAUCUGAUCUGACGGAUGAAGAAAGACAGGAAGAGCGUCUAAAAGCACUUCGACUACCAACAGAUGAUCUUUUGAUUGAAGAAGCACGAAAAUUGCCGACACUUGAUUCCAUUGAAAAUCUUAGCGUCAAUGCACCUACAUUUGCAAAUGUUCUGAUGGUCGAUGAAUUUGUGCGCAAUUUCGGGCAUGUUUUAAGAAUUGAUCCAAACACUCUACCGACCCUGAAUGAAUUCUUGGCUGGCCUGCAGAAUGAUCCUGUUCAUCUCAAAAGUUUUCUUUUACUUACCAAAACUUUACUGCAGUUGGUCCUAGAAUACCCUGGAUUACCAUCAGGAAUCGCUGGACGGACUCCACUCGGCCAGGCCUUAAAGGAUGUGGGUGUUCAUCGAGAAAAUUAUUCAGAAUUGCUGAAAAUGUUUCUUCUCUCACGUGAUGAAGAAGGAAAAAGGCUUGGUGCGAAAUUAGAAGGCAGUUCAUUUGAAUGCUUGGAUCCAGAAUCAAAAGCUAGUAUUUUGGCUUUCUUGUGCAAUGAGCUUUUAUAUUGUCGUAAUGUUGUACGGGAUAUUGAAUCAAAUAUGGAGGAAAUGACACGAUUGAAAGGUGAAAAAUGGCUUCGUGAAGGUAAAUCACGCGCUCUGCGAGCAGUACAGACUCGUAAACGAGCAGCUCUGAAACGGCUUAGACAUGAUAUUAAAGACGAGGAUGUUGCCUCAAGUCGAGCAGGAACUCCUGGUUCGGAGCCUUCAGAAUCAUCAGAAGAAGUGGAAUCGUUGCUGCAACCAUCUCGAUUGAAAGCUCUCACACCAGGAUUGGGUCAAUGUGAUGUAUUAACUGAAGAAGAGGAAGCUAUGACUGUUGAUGAAUUAGAGGCUUAUAUAGGAAGACUGAAUUGCGAAGUAGAAGAGCUGCGUGAGAGGCAUAACUUAUUAAUCAAUCGUGUCCGUAUUCAACCCAUUGGACAGGAUCGGUUCCACCGCUUUUACUGGGUGCUACAGCGUAUUGGUGUACCUCUCGUGGAAAGCAUUGCUUCUUCAAGCCUUCAUAACCCUGCAAUUAAUGUUGAUGUCACGUGCCGACAAGAUCCACCUUCUAUUGUCGAGGACCCUCAAAUUUUCAUCAAUCCAGACAUUAUUGCAUGUGUGGAAGAUAUUUUGGAUAUUUUGUGUGGUAGCGAAGAACGUCCAGACAAAGGAAAAAAAGUACGACUCAGAAGACUGGACAAUAAAUGUAAACGUGGUUGGUGGAUGAUAUCUAAUGCAAAACUAAUGGAACAGCUGCGAGGAGCUUUUCAUGGCAGAGGAAUACGAGAACGAAUAUUACAUCGUGUGCUCAACAAAGAUAAUCUGACAUUCAAACCAAUGAAACUAGAACGUGUUAGUAGACCGCUAACGAUCAACGAAAUCAAUAAAGCAAUGAUAAAUCGGAUUUCCUCGCUUAUCACAUCAUUUGAACAGAAAAUAGUCGCUGCAAAUGUCCACUGUCGUCCAAUGCCUUCAACUGGAGAUGGCCGAGACGAUGAUGCAGAAAGUGAAGUUAGUCAGGAUGCUUGGAUGUUUGAUGAUACUUAUGAGUUUGUCAAUGAUGCGGAAGCAGAAGAAAAACGUUCCUUUGUGGAAUGGGAUUCUUUUAAGAAGCUAAAAGAGCGACUAUUAGAAGCAGAGAAAAGUAUUGAACGUCGUUAUUUACUGCAUCGUUACUAUGCAGGGACAACGAUACCUGCCGAAAAAAUACUAUUUACGCAACAGCAAAAUGUUCAAAAUGGCAGUAAUAAUGUUGAUGCAAGUGCUGUCGUAGAUGGAGGCGAACCUCAAUCAGAACCUUCAGAAUCAUCAAGUACGAGUUGCCAUUAUGAUGGUGAAGCCAUUGCAGUAGACGAAAGUGGUAAUACUGAACUUUUGCAACGCUGGCGAGAUUAUGUACAAAAAGCUAAAACUGGUGGGCAGAUCAUGUUUGCGAUACAGGCAUUAGAUUCAGCUAUUGCUUGGGAAAAGUCGAUAAUGAAAGCAAGUUGUCAGAUUUGUCGGACAAGUGAAAAUGAAAGUCAGCUGCUGCUUUGUGAUGCAUGUGAUAUGGGUUAUCACAUGUACUGUUUUCGUCCACGAAUAGCGGUGGUUCCAGAUGGUGAGUGGUACUGUCCUCUAUGUGUCCAGCGUGCGUGCCGCAAAGUUGUUUGUCUUUUGUGCUCUAAGUGGAAUCAGCCGAACUCGCAUCCGAUUGAACCGAUUAUUGUGUGUUCCAAAUGUUACAAUGGUUAUCAUAUCUCCUGUUUUGAUCGUUCGCCUACAGUUAGUGACCCGAAACAAUGGACUUGUCCAGGUUGUCUUAAUGCGGAUGGUUUUUCAUCGGAGCUUGCCAACUCCCUUCUUAAUGGUGAUGUAGAAAUGCUCGUUACUCAACCAGAAGGACAAGGAAAGCAAAUUGUUCAUGUGCAGGAAGAAACAAGCGGUGGCAAGCAAGAAACCCCACGACACAGGCGAAGAAUGACACCGGCUGAUUACGACUUUCCUCCGGAUAUGAUGAAGAACCUUUUCUAUUCGAUGGUUGAAGAAUUGUGGGCAAGACCGGAGUCCACACCAUUUCAAUAUCCUGUAGAUACUAAAGAAGUGCCAUUCUACAAAAAAGUUAUCAAGAAACCAAUGGAUUUGCAUCAAAUACGACUAAAUAUUGAAGUCAAUAAAUAUGCGACCCAAGAAAGUUUCAUAGAAGAUGUGGAACUAAUUUUUGAAAACUGCCGAACGUUUAACGAGGAUGAGUCACCAGUUGGGCAGUUGGGAGCGGCACUGCACAAAUUUUAUGUUAAGCGCUGGAAGCAAUUACGAUAUAAUUAUUCGAAACGUCUGAAACGUUUGAGAAAUCCACGAACAGUUCAUUCUGUAGCAGUGGCUUCGUCUUCCUCUCCAGUGAUUGAGACUUCGUGUCCAGACCUUUAUUCCUGA
Messenger RNA from Thelazia callipaeda (thelaziosis nematode), 4671 nucleotides. NCBI's taxonomy places the organism in Eukaryota, Metazoa, Nematoda, Chromadorea, Rhabditida, Thelaziidae. The record is from the annotation of a GenBank genome assembly.